Thecamonas trahens ATCC 50062 is the source of this 714-nucleotide messenger RNA. RefSeq lists its product as uncharacterized. The coding region runs from base 89 to 640 and encodes 183 amino acids. NCBI's taxonomy places the organism in Eukaryota, Apusomonadida, Apusomonadidae. Gene Ontology annotation, molecular function: zinc ion binding. The record is from RefSeq and is a predicted model, not a curated record. The transcript has 2 exons.
UCUGUUGCUCUUCCCUUCCUUCGUCACCACCACCGUCUCGCCUACUACCAGACCUGUGACUUGCACUCUCCCCUCAUCCCUCCCCACCAUGUCGUCGUCUAACAACGACGCCUCAACUCCGCAAGCUUGCAUCGACGGAUGCGGCUUCUUUGCAUCGGCUGCGACCGACCGAUGCUCGGCUUGCCACCGCAAACACAUGAGCGAAAGCAUGCAAGACCUGGCCAGUGGAGGCCAGGAUGCCCCAUCGUCGCCUGCGGCUUGGGCAGCGGCGGCGGCUGACGCAGCCUUUGCCGCGUCGAACGUUCUGCCGGCAGAAGGCGGUGAUGACGUCGCGUCGAUGCCGGCGCCCAUGGAUGUGGCGCCUGCCGAGACCGAGGCUGUGAAGGCCCCGGCUAUGGCAGCCGCAGCAGCAGACGAGACACCCAAGAAGAAGAAGAAGAAGAAGGCCCGCUGUGCACACGCCGAGUGCCGGACCAAGAUCGGGACGCGCGGCUUUGAGUGCGCGUGUGGCGCCUCGUUCUGUGGCUCGCACCGCUAUGCUUGGGCCCACGACUGCACCCACGACUUUGCCGCCGAGGCCCGUGACAGGCUCCGCGCGGCGAACCCAGUAGUCUCGCCGGAAAAGGUGGCUCGGAUCUGAGCCGCCCAGCUCUCACGUCCCCUCUGCUCGCUGCGAUCUCGCUGCACUUCCUUUAACACACACGCACAUCCACC